This is a messenger RNA of Podarcis lilfordi (Lilford's wall lizard), 19343 nucleotides long. Lineage: Eukaryota; Metazoa; Chordata; Lepidosauria; Squamata; Lacertidae. The record is from the annotation of a GenBank genome assembly.
AUGAGCAUACAUAGCACACAUAAACCAUUUAAAUGUAUGGAGUGCGGAAAGAGCUUCAGUUUCAAUGGAAGCCUUAGAACACAUCAACUGACUCACACGGGUGAAAAACCUUUUAAAUGCAUGGAGUGCGGAAAGAGCUUUAGUGAAAAUGGAGACCUUAGAAUACACCAACGGACUCACACAGGGGAGAAACCAUAUAAAUGUAUGGAGUGCGGAAAGGGUUUCAGUCGGAGUGGAAACCUUAAACGGCACAAACGGACUCACACGGGUGAAAAAGCUUUUAAAUGCAUGGAGUGCGGAAAAAGCUUUAGUGAAAAUGGAGACCUUAGAAUACAUCAACGGACUCACACAGGGGAGAAACCAUUUAAAUGUAUGGAGUGCGGAAAGAGCUUCAGUCAGAGUGGAGGCCUUAGAACACAUCAACGGACUCACACAGGGGAAAAACCAUUUAAAUGUAUGGAGUGCGGAAAGAGCUUCAGUCAGAGUGGAGGCCUUAGAACACAUCAACAGACUCACACAGGGGAGAAACCAUAUACAUGUAUGAAGUGCGGAAAGAGCUUUAGUGAAAAUGGAAAUCUUCGAAUACAUCUACAGACUCACACAGGGGGAAAACCAUUGAAAUGUACGGAGUGCGGAAAGAGCUUUAGUUUCAAUUCAACCCUUAAAAUACAUCAACGGACUCACACAGGGAGAAACCAUAUGAAUGUAUGGAGUGUGGAAAGAACUUCAGUCAGAAUUCACACCUCAAUAUACAUCAACGGACUCACACAGGGGAGAAACAAUAUAAAUGUAUGGAGUGUGAAAAGAGCUUCAUUCAGAAUGGAAACCUUAAAUUACACCAGCGGACUCACACGGGUGAAAAACCAUAUGAAUGCAUGGAGUGUGGAAAGAGCUUUAAUUUCAAUGCAUCCCUUAGAACACAUCAACGGACUCACACAGGGGAGAAACCAUUUAAAUGUAUGGAGUGUGGAAAGAGCUUCAGUCAGAGUGGACACCUCAGUAUUCAUCUACGGACUCACACAGGGGAGAAACCAUUUAAAUGUGUGGAGUGUGGAAAGAGCUUUCAUCAUAAUGGAAGCUUUAGAAGACAUCAAUGGAAUCACACAGGGGAGAAACCAUUUGAAUGCCUGGAGUGUGGGAAGAGCUUCAGUGAAAGUGGAAAUCUUAGAAAACAUCAGCAGACACACACGGGAGAAACCAUUUAAAUCUAUGGCGUGUGGACUUCCGGGUCAGAGCCAUUGGUGAAUGGCGGAGUUCCUCCGACCGGAGGAAUGGGCUCCGUGAAAACUGGGUCUUCCCGCCGCGGCGAAGGUGGGGACCCGCUAGAAAUCCCAGGCGGAGGAAGCCUGGGAACGUGGGGUUCGGCAGGGCACCAGAAGCGCCCCCCUACCCGCGGGGAAUCCCAUCUAGGGGCUCCGGAGCGAAGUGGGGUGAGAAGCGCGGUGCUGCGAACUGACUGCUACUUUCACGGAGUGAAGCCGCACAGCCAUUGCCAGAGAGCGCUGACUUUUCCUGUGGACAAUUGGACUUAAAACAAGUACCCGUGAGUAGAAACGGAAAAUUGGAUCAAGAAAUUGUUUUAAUUUGGUAACGAAGCGGGAAGGUGUAAACAGGAAGUCCGCCUUCCGUUUCUUUGUAUAUAGACUAAAGCAAAAAUUUUGCAAGCUAAAGCCGGGAAGCUGUCAAAAAGGACUAAAUUUCCUUCAUUUAGAACCACUGAAACCCCCCUUGGAAGCAGGAGAAAAGGGGGGGGACUCUGUUUAACCCUAGCAGGAGAGGGAGUGAAGAAGGAUAAGUUUCCAUCGUCUCUAACCUGGGAACGGGGUGUCAGAGACAGAAACUGUUGCUGAGGUUCAUUGACGGUGAACGUAACACUUUGACAGAUAGCUAAUGAAGAGAAACAAGUUGAUUCUAAUGUUGCCUUUUGCAUCUUAAAGAAACAAAAUAUCUGAAAAACGUCUGAAAUAGCUGAAAAGUGAAAGUAACUUUCCUUUGUCUUUAAAGAAAAAAAUGGCUACAAGUAGAUUGUCUCCUCUAGAGGGAGCUUGCUAAAUUGUUGUUGCAGCAUAUUUGAGACCCAACAUCUGUGAGAUUAAGACUGUGGGAACAGACUUUUCCGACCUUGAACAAAGAUGAGCUGGGAGAAAGACUGGUUGCUUGCUCUAUGCAAGACAAAUGCUUUGCUGGAACAGAUGCAUGAAAAGAUGGACUUGAUGAAUGAGAAAAUGGAUUUGACUGUUGUGGUUAAUAACAUCGAUACAGAAAUCAUCCGAGAACCAACCUAUCAAUCUGUACCGACUGGGCAAGUGCAGUUGACAAUGGAGGAGGAUGUGGCUGCACCUCAAAUAGUACAAAUGGAGAGACCCGAGGCCCUACAGGAGCAUAAGCCACUGUUAUUGAAGAUUGAAGCUGGAGUGGGCCAAGGGGAGUCUGGAGAUGAGGAGACUUCUAGCUUUGGAGAGAUUCUGAAAUUUGAUUUUAAAUUCAUUUUGGAUUACAUCGAGGACUGUGGGGAGUGGGACUGUGGGGAAUGGGUGAGCUGGAUGAAGGGUGAUGGAGACAAUUUUGGGUUGGAAUCCCCAGAGACCUACUCCUCAAUGAGAAAGGAAAGAAACUAAGACAGAGACCAACAAGAGACAAGGAAAAGGGCAAGCACAAACAAGAUGAAGAAGAAUUGCAGAAGGGACAUGGAAGAGAUUUAAGGGCCUCGGACAUAAGGCUUCCAGGUUGAUGGACUAGACGGAAUGGACAAUAAGGACAAUAAGGACUGACAUGACCCGAGACCAGGAAGAAGAGACUCUGGAUGAUGAUUGGAAGAGAAUUUAUAAUGGAAACUUUUUUAUUUUAGAAUUAGCUAAUGAAUAUUAGGCAAAAUGUGGGAAUGAAACUAUACGACUCUAGCAGAAAUGAUAUUAGGAGUUAUGUAUAUUUGAAAUUUAAGAUUUAAGUUUUAAGGCAGUUAGGGGUAAGAUAAGGUUAAAUAAAUUAAGGUAAUCUAAUAAUAGAAUAUGGGGAAAGAUGGUAAGGAUUUGUGGAGUUAAUUAUUAGGUUAAAUUGUUAAGACAAAUUUUAUAACAAAAAUUGAGAAAGAUGGAAAGAAUUUGCUGAAAUAAUCACUAAACUAGAAUACAAAAACGGAGGUGUGAGGAGGUCAAUGAAACAAGCAAAUGGAAAUUAUGGAUAUGCAAUUUGGGAUUUGUGUUUUUUUCUCUUUUUUCUUCUUUUUCACUUUUUUAUUGCUGUAUUGGUUUUCACAUUUUGUGCUUUUCUCUUUUUUAUUGUCUUCUUUUUCUUUUUUCUUUUUUUGUAUUGUAGUGUUGUUUGCUAUUUUUUAUUUUUCUUGUAAUUUUGAAAUUAUCAAUAAAUAUUAUUUUUAAAAAAAAUCUAUGGCGUGUGGAAGGAGCUUCAGUCAGAGUGGAACCCUUAAUUUACGCCAACAAACUCACCCAAGAGACAAACCAUAUAAAUGUCAGGAAAGGCGAUAAAGGUUCAGUCCUAGUGGAAGUCCUAUAUCAACAGACUCAUGGACAGGAAGAACUUUAAGAGUUGAAACCUGACAAACCAUCAACAAACUCAAAGCGGAGAAGCAGCUUAAAUGGAAGGAUUACCGAAAGUGCUUUAGUUAUAAUGGAGUGUUUAAGAAACAUCAAGAGAGUCUCAGAUGGGAGAACCCAUUUAGAUGUAUGGAGUGCGGGACAUGUUCCUCUCAGAGUCCCCUCUUCUUCACAGCAAUGAACUCAGAGGAGAUCCGGCUUCCGGCUUCAGGGCCCAGCUGAGUGUUGUCAUUAUCUCGAACUAGGUAACUCCUGUCUAAUCUUCACUAUGUCUGUGUCUCUCCCUGCUUCUGAGACCACGGGAAAUGAGGGGGGCUGUUUCUCCCCCUCCUCUUCUGAGGAAAGCUAAUCUCCUUGAGAAUGCAUUCCCCAAUAUUCAGCUUCAGACCAUUCCCUGACAAAACACAUUGCCCUGUGUCGUUCCAGCCUCUUGCCUCCCUUCCUCCCUUCUGCUGGUGUGUGUACCUGUGUGCUGUAUUUCUUUAAAUGAAGGUAAUGUCUCACAAUAGUGAGAAUAAUGUUAGAUAUAAAGUACCUUUUGACAGGGACGCGGGUGGUGCUGUGGGUUAAACCAUAGGUUCGUGGUUUGAAUCCCCGCGACAGGGUGAUCUACCAUUACUCGGUCCUUGCUCCUGCUAACCUAGCAGUUCGAAAGCAUGUCAAAGUGCAAGAAGAUAAAUAGGUACCGCUCAGGCGGGAAGGUAAAUGGUGUUUCCGUGUGCUGUUCUGGUUCGCCAGAAGCGGCUUAGUCAUGCUGGCCACAUGACCCGGAAGCUGUACACCGGCUCCCUCGGCCAGUAAAGCGAGAUGAGCGCCGCAACCCCAGAGUUGGUCACGACUGGACCUAAUGGUCAGGGGUCCCUUUACCUUUACCUUACCUUUUAAUAGAGAAGGGGAGAGGGUGAAUAUGGAUUGCUGGUGGUGGGUGAGGAUUAGGGCUGGGCGAUAUAUUGAUAUCUUAUCCAAUGCUGGUUUCUAGACCAUAUCCCGAUUACCUUUGAAAAACAAUUGAUAUGUCAAUACACUGCAAAUCACAAUGUGUGUUUUGUGAUGUGCUUGGAAGCAGCCAGCAGAAAGCUUUGCUUCGUGAAGUCCCUGGAGAUGCUACGCUGCUGACUUCUCUCCCAGGCGACAGGAAGCGAAAGACACACCUCCAUUGCCCUGCGUCCUUCCAGCCUCUUUCCUCCCUUGCUCCCUUCUGCCGGUGUGUGUGCCUGAGUUAGAUAUCCUGUGUGCUGUAUUUUUUUACUGCUGAAACUGGAUUUGCUCACAGGUGCUAAGUUUUGUGCCUCUCUGGGGACCCAGUGAGAACUGUAUGCUUUGAAAGCUCAGUAAACUAUUCCUGAAGAAGUCCUGCUGCCCCUAUGUGUGUUUUUGUCCUCAGCGUGGGAUUUGCUCUGCAUGUGGCCCCUACCCUGCUGCUACUUGGCUGGAGUUGCUCUGCUCAAGCAUGCAAGACGGGUGCAUCUGUGUGUGACUGGUUUUUGCACCAAACUCUGUCACCCCCACCACCGCAUGAUCUCCAAACACUGCUUCUUCACCAGAACUUCAUCCCUGCCCCCUGCAAUUAGGCUUGGGGAAACUCUAUCGUUAAAAUACUGUAAUUUAACGAUAGAGUUUCCCCAAGCCUAAUUGCAAGAGGGGGAAGGAGGGGCUGCAGGUACGAGGGAAGUCUCCUGGGGGGUCCCAUCUUCACUCAUGAACCCCCUGGAGGAACCCCAGAGCUCCUGCUUAUUCUGGGGUUUGGAGAAGAUAGUCCUUUUCCAUAGUCCCAGAAGUUAUUACUCAAUCCUGCUGCUAGGGAGUUUUCCUACAGAGGACCAGACUCCAUAUUACUAUCAUACUGAUUUUACUGUUGUUUCUGCUUUUGCUGUCAUGGACUGGCUGGGUGCGGGGGGGGGGGUGAGGCACCAGCCGGGGGACCCACAAGGGAAGAAGGCUCAGAGCCUGGGGGCUGGUGGUGGGAUGGCAAUGAGCAGAAAGAGAGGGAAAAGGGAGCAGAAUGGAAGGGAGGUGUUGCAAGCUGGAGGAAACAGGGUUUGGUGAGCAGGAAGAGGCUGGGGCAGAGAGCAGUUCAGGAGAGGAGGGAGGAGAGGAGGGGGGCCAGAAGACCCAGAGGAGGCCGGCUACUGAAGCAUCCAGGGAGGCUCCCCCUCCUGCUGCGACCAGCUCCCCUCUCCCCUGGUCUCCUAGAGCACACAGAGAAACCAAGUUCAGACCCCAUGAUCCUGCACAUGAUAUUAAGAGGGUGUUUCCCUGCCCCCCAACAUGCCUCACUUUAAUCUUGUUGACAAUGAACUGUAUUUUCAGCCCAAUCACCCCGUUUGGAGAGCUCUUUUUGGAGCUCCUUGCAAUCUGUCUUUGAACAAUCCUGGACAAUUUCCUGCCACCAGCAAACUUUGCCCCCUCUCUGCUCACUCCUAACUCUAGAUCAUUUAUGAACAAGUUGAAAAGCCACAGGUCCCAAUACUGAUUUAUUGGGGACUCCACUUUCUGCUUCUCUCCAUUCACAGGAGUGUUCGUUUAAUAAUAUGUGUUCCUCCCUCCCCCCAUCCUUCUGUGCUGCGUAGGGAACCCUGCGGAAAAGUUAUGGAGGGGUGGUGGGGAAAUUGUUAUCAGCUCUCCCACUGGUUCGGUAGUGAUGCAACCGUUCUUAGGAUAUGCACGGGGUUGUUGUUCUCGGGGUUGAGUUGCAGCAUUUUCCCAAUUUUCCGGCAUCGAUGGUGUUAUCUGAAUUGCUGGAAUCAUCAAAGACAAUUAAAUCUGUCUCUGGCUUUCUGUGUGUCACAUUUCCCUUGGGAGGAGCGUCACUUGGCAUUGGCUGAUCAGAUUCCAACUGGGGUAAAGAGUGGUGAAAUUCUGGAUCUGCCAAAGGCCUAAUGGAGUGUCCUAUCAUUGAAUUAUCUAGAUUGGGCUGGCGUUCUUUGUGUGUUUGGCCUUUUUUGCUCUGAUGUUUUCCUCUCCAAGGGAGUGUUACAGCUGGGUUCACCGCACGUAUCCAUCUUUGACGGCCCUUCCAAAUGAAUCAUGGCCCUAUGGUGAAAGCCCUUCGGCAGAGAGGGUGUUGAUUGCUUGGGGUCGGUCCGGCAGAAACAAAAGCAAAGCCUACUCAAAGGGAAGCCGCUUCAGCUUCCAGCCUGUCUGAUCCCACAAUGGCUGAAGAAAAAUUGCCCUUAGGGAAUGGCAGAGAUGAAUGGAAGCGGGCAAGGAAGCCCCACAAUCGCUCCUGCUGGAGGAAUAGGGGCACUGACCCUAUACUCAAAGGUGAUGGCCACUUCUGGAAUCCAGGAAGGAAUUCUCCCCACACUGGUCACAUGCAGCUGGGCUCACUUUCCAAAGUCACCUGGAGGGCCUGCCAACAAUUCCCAUCAUCCCUCGUCUUGCUAGCUUGGGAUGGUGGGAUCUGUAGUCCAAAAACAGCUGGUGACCCACAUUUGGGAAACCCUGUUCUCCCUGAAGGACAAAGGAGGAUUCACUUGCAUCAGAAUAUCAGGCAGGUUCUGUAGGAUCAGGCCCAAGGGGCCCCUGUCUUCUCAGGGGCCCAGCAGGGGCCUCUUCUGGGAAGCCCACUGGCAGCACUUGAGCACCAGAGAAGGAUGGCUGCCUCUGACUGGGGAAGCAAAUUUCUUCUAGGGCACAUUUCUGGGGAAGUUUAGGGAAGUGUUUUAAUGUUUAAUGUCGUAUUUUGUUUUUAGUAUUGGGCUGGGAGCCGCCCAGAGUGGCUGGGGAAGCCGAGCUAGAUGAGCGGGGUAUAAAUAAUAAAUCAUUAUAUAUAUUCUUAUAUGGGGUCCCCACGAUGCUCCCCAGCCUGGCUCCAGACUGCCAGGGAAGCUGUGUUGUGUUUUGCUGCAGGUGAGCCUGCCCUGUGCAACGCUGGGCUCUUAAAGGAACUUGGAGCUCCAGGUGGAGGGGCCACAGCUUCCCCACACUUGUGAAGCAGCCAUGGGAGCGAUGGGGAGGCAGGCGGCUUGAGGUGGGGAGUGGCAUGGAGUGGACGAAUCCGCUAGAAGGAGCUUCUGGAGCCUAUGCACCCCACCCCUUGCCUGCUCCCUGAAGGUUUCCUGAGCCUCUCCCCUUUGCUGAGGGCAGGAGUCAUAAUCCUGUCCCAUUGUGUUGUGUCUGGCUUUUAGGUAAGCGGGUGAGGCUCAGGUGGGAAAGAGUUGAGAAAGAAAAAAUCCUGGGGUGCGGAUUUACUCCGCUGCCCAGCUCGUCAGGGUGCCACUCCCCGGGGGUCCCUCUGGUUAGCAAAAGAAGGAAUCUCCAGCCACGUUAAAUAUACAAAACAGCAGUCAGCAGACCUGAUCUUUAUUUGUUGCAACAAGGUUCAAACACAAAGAUUGUUUGGUUGUGUUAUGAGGUGGGAAAGCUGCUCCAUUAUCCCUUAUGGGAUAUCCAAGUGCCCAUAUAGAGUCCUUUUGUAGGUUCUCUAUCGGUAGGAGGAAAUAACAGAGGCCAACCAGAGAAUAUGAAGUAGCAAAGCAGCUAGUAAGCCUGAUCUUUAUUAAAGCUGUUGCAACAGGGUGUUCCCCCCACAGGAGGAGAGAAGAGGACCCCUAACAAAGGAGUGCAAGCCCUUAUAUAGACAUUUUGAAAUUGCCCCCCCGGAGCCCAAGACCGCCCCCCCCCCCAAAACAUCAUAAAUACAUCACAGAAGGGUUGUAGCCCAAGACCACCCCCAAGACAGCAUACCUACAUCAGAGAAGGGGUGGACUACAACAGAAAUCUGAGUGCAUUGUUUCUCUCCUGUCUACCAGGUUACCUGACUGGAAUACCUGGGAAUCCUGGCCCCUCUUUUCUUAGGCUGGCCUCAACUAGAGCCAGGGCUUUCUCGGCUGCGGCUCCAAUCUGGUGGAACGCUCUGUCACAAGAGACUAGGGCCCUGCGGGACCUGACAUCUUUCCGCAAGGCCUGCAAGACAGAGUUGUUCCACCAGGCCUUUGGUCAGGGCCCAGCCUGACUCCCUCCUCUGGCAACCUGCACAGAACUUUGCUUAACGGUUGCCAUUAAUUUGAUUUUAAUUAAUUUUUAUAAUGAAAUGUUUUAGAAUGUUGGAUUAUUUGAUUGUUUGAUUAUUUGUUUGUUGUUAGCCGCCCUGAGCCUGGCUUUGGCUGGGGAGGGCGGGAUAUAAAUAAAAUUUAUUAUUAUUAUUAUUAUUAUUAUUAUUAUUAUUAUGAUAGCUACUCAGUUCCUGAAUCCAUGUCACAGGCUCACCCUAUUCAUUUCUUAAAUGUGCCCUUAAGACAGGAUUUGUGAGCAAAGAGAAAAUGGGGAGGUUUCCAACUUUGACCUUGCAGAGAAAUAUUUGAGGUCAAUUUGGGAGGGACAAAAUGGUUCCAGAACUUUUCCUGUGCGCUUCAGACCUGUGGUGUGGGUGGGUGGGUGUGUAUGUGUACACACACACGCACACACACACACACACACACACAAUUGCUUGUUUGGAACAUUUAUUUUAUAUAUAUUGGACCUUAAAAUUCUUACAACAAUUGCAUAUGGUUGCAUGAACUUUUAAGACCUCUCCCCAUUUCCCACAAUACAUUUUUUCACAGCAUCAUCCAUAAAUCACAAAUGUGUCACAAAGUAGGAGUCUUUGGAAUUUAGAAACACGAGCCCGUCACCCUGCCCGUCAGUAACCCCAUUUUCCCACACCUUUUAACUACCCUCUUCCCCAAAGAACCAUAAUAGUAUUUACACAUCCCUUAGCUGCGAGGCUUUCCUGCGAUUCUCCUUCGAAAGUAUCAGGAUUCAAUCUGCCAUCCCGAUGGAUUUCUGUCCGGGGCAUGUGCUGCCCUUGAUCGCCUCCUGCCUCCUAAGGGAAUGUGGAUUAUGAAUUGGAUCCCCCAAUUCCAGAGGAGUCAUUAGGCGUUGGAACACAGGAAAUCCGUCAAACCGUUGACUUGACGAUUAUUUGACGUUUCUACAGUUUUCUAUACAGUAUUGGAUAGUCGGAGGAAACAGUCCGAUUCAUGGUAUCCGCUUCUUGCUACAAUUGUAUAGGCUGCUUUUCUUAGCCUCCUUGCUGUUGUGCAUGGAAGGUGCUUGUGUCAACGGUCAUUGUCCCGGCCUUAGUCCGAGGCUGUGGUGGGGACGUGGGGUUUUGGGGGAGUCGUAUAACUGUCCCCCCUCCUGGUUUGAAGAGCACCAAUACCUAAAACACGGACGCACGGCUCGUGGCGUGGGGUGGGCGAGGGAAGGAUUUUGCAAUGUAACAUGGGGGGAAACCCCACUUUGUAAUUAGUUUGCGGGAUCAGCGCCUCCCCCCGCUCUCCUGAUCCACAGCUGGAAGAGAGGAGGAGGGAAACCUUCCUCUCCCUCCCCCCAUUCCACCCCUCCCCUCCCGGCACAUCCUUCCCUCACCCCACCCCCUCAUCCCCAAAUCCCCUCCCCAAUAUGCUGCUCAUCCUCCUCGCCAUCCGACCUCUGUUCCGGGAAUAGGGGGGGAGAGCCCCCCUCCCAACCUGCCUGCUUCUCCCGGAAGUGGAGCUUCCACUCCGGAUUGCUGCUCUGCGCCGUAGCUCUAGGGACGCGCCCUUUCGGAAAGGGGAGGAGGGGCAGCAGGCGACCCCCCCCCCCGGUGGAUGUUUCAGGAAAGGAAAGGAGAAUCUGGAGUGAGGAGAAAGAGGUAAAGGGGUCGUGGGGGGGGGGAGGACAGAAAAGGACCCAGGAAGGGACGCCGCGCCACCUCCCAACAGCGCAUUUCAUGCGUCCCGUCGGCAUGGCCUUGAUCCCUGCAUCCGUGCUGCGCCUUGGCAGCGGCGGACAUGGGGGGCCCACCGAGGGGGUCCCCACGAGGGCCCCUUAGUCCCGUUUCCCCCACGCAGGGAUCCCUGGGGCCCUGUGGGAUCUGCACGGAGAAAGGCGGGCCACGAAAGGGUUAACGGGCUCGAGGGACGCCUGGAUAGAGACCCCAGUGUGGCUUGUUUCCCGGACCUCCUCAUACCUCCCUCUUUUGUAUUCUAAUUCAAUUUUUUAGUCCAGCGAUUCCUUUCCCUCCUUUUUAAUCCUGAACUUUAAUCUUGAUAUAUUAUAACAUUAAAUUUUUAGAUAUUAAAAACCAAUUUUUCCAUAUUCUUUUAUACCAUUACCGCUAGAAACCGCUUAACUUCAAUCCGUCAUCGUUCUAACAUUCAUUAAUUUUGCAAUAUUUCUGUAAGUAGUCUUUAAAUUUCUUCCAAUCUUCUUCCACCGACUCUUCUCCCUGGUCUCGGAUUCUGCCAGUCAUUUCCGCCAAUUCCAUAUAGUCCAUCAUUUUCAUCUUCCAUUCCUCCAGUGUGGGUAGAUCUUGUGUCUUCCAAUGUUUUGUGAUAAGUAUUCUUGCUGCUGUUGUAGCAUACAUAAAGAAAGUUCUAUCCUUCUUUAACACUGAUUGGCCGACUAUGCCCAGGAGAAAGGCCUCUGGUUUCUUCAAGAAGGUAUAUUUAAAUACCUUUUUAAAUCAUUAUAAAUCAUCUCCUAGAAAACCUUAAUCCUUGGGCACGUCCACCAAAGGUGAAAGAAUGUACCUUCAGUUUCUUUACAUUUCCAACAUUUGUUAUCGGGCAAAUGGUAGAUUUUUGCAAGCUUGACUGGGGUUAUGUACCACCUGUAUAUCAUUUUCAUAAUAUUCUCUCUUAGGGCAUUACAUGCCGUAAACUUCAUACCUGUGGUCCACAACUGUUCCCAGUCAGCCAUCAUUAUAUUAUGUCCAACGUCUUGUGCCCAUUUAAUCAUAGCAGAUUUCACCGUUUCAUCCUGAGUAUUCCAUUUCAACAGCAAGUUAUACAUCUUUGACAAAAUCUUAGUUUUGGGUUCUAACAAUUCUGUUUCUAAUUUUGAUUUUUCCACCUGGAAGCCAAUUUUCUUGUCCAAAUUGAAUGCCUCCAUUAUCUGAUAAUAAUGAAGCCGGUCUCGCACUUUGUUUUUUAAUUUUUCAAAACUCUGCAGUUUCAAUCUAUCUCCAUCUUGUUCCAAAAUUUCCCAAUAUUUCGGCCAAUUGACCUCCAUAUUGAGCUUUUUCAAAGCUUUCGCUUCCAUCGGUGACAGCCACCUUGGGGUUUUAUUUUCCAAUAAAUCCUUAUAUCUUAUCCAGACAUUAAACAAUGCUUUCCUGACAAUAUGGUUUUUAAAUACUUUAUGUGCUUUGACCUUAUCAUACCACAGAUAUGCAUGCCAUCCAAAUACAUUGUUAAAACCUUCUAAAUCCAAAAUGUCAGUGUUUUCAAGAAGCAGCCAUUCUUUCAACCAGCAAAAAGCUGCUGAUUCAUAAUACAGUUUGAGGUCUGGCAGGGCAAAUCCACCUCUUUCCUUUGCAUCUGUUAAUAUUUUAAAUUUUAUUCUGGGCUUCUUGCCCUGCCAGACAAAUCUAGAAAUAUCUCUCUGCCACCUCUUGAAACAGUCCAUUUUGUCCACAAUUUGCAAUGUUUGAAACAAAAACAACAUUCUAGGCAAUACAUUCAUUUUUACCGCAGCAAUACGGCCCAGCAGCGAAAGCUUCAAAUUUGACCAAAUUUCUAAAUCUUUUUUCACUUCCGCCCAACAUUUUUCAUAGUUAUCUUUAAAUAAAUUCCCAUUUUUUGCUGUCAUGUUAAUCCCCAGGUAUUUAACUUUCUUAACCACUGUUAAACCUGUCUCAUUCUGAAACCUCUCUCUCUCCAGUGAUUCUGGCUCCUGUAACGUCAGUACUAAGUCAUCUGCAAAUGCUCUCAAUUUGUACUGUUUAGCUCCGACCUGUAUACCUUUAAGCAACUGGUCCCUUCUAAUCAUGUUCAGCAAAACCUCCAGGACCGAAAUAAAAAGCAGUGGGGAAAUUGGGCAACCUUGUCGUGUCCCUUUCUCUAUCUUAAAUUCUUCCGUCACCACAUUAUUUACAAUUAAUUUAGCCUUUUGUUCUGAAUAAAUUGCACUUAUACCGUUUUCAAAGCCUUGGCCUACCCCCAUACCCUGUAGGUUCUUCCUCAUAAAACUCCAAGAAAUGUUGUCAAAGCUUUCUCCGCGUCCACAAAUAUCAAAACUGCUUUAGUAUUUAUGUUCACUUCUAGUUUUUCCAAAAUAUCAAUUCUAUUCCUCAAAUUGUCAGACAAGUGUCUUCCCGGGAGAAAGCCCGCUUGGUCUUUAUGAAUCUCUUCCAUCAACACUUUUUUCAGUCUCUUAGCCAAAAUGUCUGCAAAAAUUUUGUAAUCCACAUUAAGUAGUGAUAUGGGGUGGUAGUUCUUAAGCUGCGUCUUUUCAGUCUCUGUUUUCGGUACAAGUGUGAUAUAAGCUUCUUUCCACGACUCUGGUGCCCUUUUCCUUCCAUUAUUUCAUUACAGACCUCUUUCAAGGGUUGUACUAGCCAUUCUUUCAAGGAUCUGUAAUAUCUAGAAGUCAGUCCAUCCGGUCCUGGAGAUUUACCCAAUUGCAUAUUUUGAAUGGCACCUUCUAUCUCCUGUUCAGUUAUUUUAUAGUUCAACAUUAAUUUAUUUUCUUGAGAGAUUUUUUGUAAUCCACUUGUUUUCAAAAAUCGAUCUAGAUCAGUUUCUUUCAGUGGCCCUUGUGUAUAUAGUUGUUUAAAGUACCUCUGGAAACAAUUUCUAAUCUCAGCUGGGUUCUGUAUAUUCCUUCCUUCCACUUCUAACUUUGUAACUGUAUUUAAUUUUUGUCUUUUUUUCAUUUGCCAAGCCAACAAUUUCCCACAUUGGUUAGCAGACUCGAAUGUCUUUUGUCUCAUUUGUUUAAUUUUCCAUUCUAUCUCCUGAUUCAUCAUUUUCAUAUAUUGCACUUGAUAUAACUUUAUUUCUCUCAAAAUCUCUUGAGACUUUGGUUUUAUUCUCAAUCUUUUUUUCACUAUCCUUUAUUUUCUCCAAUAUUUUAUCCUUCUUCUCAUUUUGGAUUCUCUUCUUUAAUGCAUUCUGUUGUAUCAAGAACCCUCUCAUAACCGCUUUGCUUGCGUCCCAGAUUACUCUUUUUUCCACAUUGGUGCUCAUAUUUAUCUCAAAAUAGUCUCUCAAGGUUUUUUGGGCCUUCUUAAGCACUUCUUCAUCUCUAAAUAAGGUGUCAUUCAUCCUCCAUCUAAAGGAGCCAGUUGGUGUUAGUUUCAUUUCCAUCUUGACAGCAUUAUGGUCGGAGCAGGUUUUGGGGCAGAUUUCCACUUUUCUUGUCUUUGGUGCCAUUCCUCUAGUUACCCAUAUUUGGUCCAUUCUUGUCCAUGUCAUUUUGGCUUCAGAAAAGAAGGUUCCCUCUUUAGCCAUGGGGUUCCUUGUUCUCCAAAUGUCAACUAAGUCCAAGUUGUCUGUCAUCUCAAAAAAAGUUUUCGGUAGUCUACCAUCUUUAGUGACUACCUGUCUUUGUGCCUUGUCCAUAUGUGUAGAUACCACUCCAUUCAUGUCUCCCAUCAAAAUCAUGUUGUAAUCCAAAUAGUCCAUCAGGGUCUCAUGCAACUUCUUAAAAAAAUCAGAUUUCCCCUCAUUUGGUGCAUAAAUUCCUACUAUCAAAAAUUUUUCUCCUUGUGUUUGAAUUUCGAUUGCCACAAAUCUUCCUUGGUCAUCUUUAAAAAUAAAUUUCGGUGAUAAGCUGUCCUUUGCAUAAAUCACAACCCCUCUUUUUUUAACCUUGUCCGAUGAAAUAAACUCCUGACCAAGUCUUUUAUUAAUCAAUAAUUUCCUGUGUAGCCUUGUUAUAUGUGUUUCUUGUAGACAAAUCAAGUCCAAUUGUUCCUUUUUAAUAAAUGAAACACAGAUCUCCUUUUCUGAGGGGAGUUCAAGCCAUUACAAUUCCAACUUAGUAGUUGCAGAGCCAUGAUGUAGCUACUUUACUUCUCCUCCAACAGCACCCAGUGCCUGUUCCUGUUCUGUCGGUGGUAUCACCUUUUUCAGGCGGUCUUUUAGUUCCAGAGGUAGAUCUGGUGUGUCUAAGGUUUCUCUUGCAAGUGCUCUUAGCUCUCCUGUAACUUUCUUCUGCAGGUCUUCUCCGUGGUCUCUCCAAAAUUUGUCUUUGUCGUCUUCUGAUCUUAUUUUUAUCUUCUUUCCUUUCUAGCUAAAAGAUAGGCCUUGGGGGAAUUCCCACCUAAAAAUGAUUCCGUUGCUUCUCAGCAGGGUAACCAAAUCUUUAUAAUUGGACCUAAGGUCCAAAAGAUGUUUCGGAAUAUCCUUGAAUAUCUCCACUUUUGACUGUUGUAUUUCCAAGGUCUUCUGGAAAUGCAGGCUCAGGAUUUUAUCUCUCUCUUCUUUUGUUCGGAGGGUGAUCAAACAGUCUCUCACCCUGUUCUUUCUCCCUCCUUUUCCAAGCCUAAAAGCACUCACUAUCUUAAAACUGUCCUUUCCCAAAUCUGGGUUCCAAAAGUCUGCAAAUUCCUGCGUAAGAAAUUCAAUCAAAUUGUCUUUCUCCACUUUAGGUACAGCCCUGACCCUGAAAUUCACUUGUUUCUCCUUCAACUCGAUCAUAGACAGAAUUGACUUAUGGUCUUCAAGUUGUUUAUGAAGCGGUGGUAUCUUCUCUUCUACCACAGUAGCUGUAGCAGUGGCAAUUUCUUUAGCCUCUUCGGCUGUCUUACGUGUCGAAGUGGAUUCCUGUAAUAGUUUCUGAAUAGUUUCUGUAUUAGUAUUUACCUUCUGUCCCAAAUUAUUAAUACUUGUCGUAUAUUAAUACUUGUCGUAGAUUGUAGUAUUUCUACCCUGCCUAUCUGGCUGGGUUUCCCCAGCCACUCUGGGCAGCUUACAGUACACAUAACAGAAAGCAAAACAUCAGCCUUCAGCUGUCUUCCAAAUGUCAGAUAGUUGCCCAUUUCCUUGCCCUCUGCCUGCUUCUCUGUAACUUCGCUUCUCAAUGGGGGUGGGGGGGUGGGGUUGAACCAGCGGACGACCCUCAAAGGAGGACCUCAGUGUACAGAAUGAGCGAUGGGGGUGGAGACACUCCUUCAGGUCUAUAGAGAGUGAGGCUGUAGGGCUUUAGGUCAAUGAUCUUGCUCCUCCAUAAUGAUUUCCACAGCAAGUCCGACAUACAAUUAGCAGAGUAGGAAAGAAAGCUUAGAGACAGCAAAAAAAUCCUUCAGCAAAUAAAUUUGUGACUGAAGGCAUAACAGGAAUCUAUGCCUGAAAAAUGCAACCACAGCAAUUUAAAGGUCAGCACCAACAAUGUGAAAUGUGCUCAGAAAUGUACUGGGAGUCAGUGAAGAUUCUUUCAGACUGGUGUUAUGUUGUCUCAGCGGCUGCUCCCCUUCUGUUCUAUAGCUGCCACAUUCUGGAUUAGUUGCUGUUUACGAGUCACCUUCCAAGAUGGCCCCAUGUAGCGAAUGGCAGUAGUCCAAGCGGGAGAUCACCAGAAUAUGCAGCACUCUGGGGAGACAGUCUCCAGGCAUGGAGGGUCUCAGCCAGCGUACCAGAUGGAGCUGGCCGACAACUGCCCUGGACACAGAAUUGACCUGUGCCUCCAUGGACAGCUGUGAGUCCAAAAUGACCACCAGGUUGUGCACCUGGUCCUUUUGGGGCACAGUUACCUCCAUCAGUUCUAGGGCAUCUCCCACACCUGCCUGCCCCCUUUCCCCUGGGACAGUAUUUCUGUCUUGUCAAGAUUCAACCUCAAUCUGUUAGCCAUCAUCCAUCCUUCAACUGCCUCCAGACACUCAUACAGUACCUUCACUGGUUCCAAUUUAAAAGAGAGGUAGAGCUUGGUAUCAUCCACAUACCGGGGAAAACCCAAUCCAAACCCCCUGAUGAUCUCUCCCAGCGUCUUCAUAUAGAUAUUAAAAAGCAUAGGGGAGAGGAUGGAGCCCUCAGGAACCCCACAAGUGAGAGCCCAGAGGUCUGAACACUCAUCCCCCAACACCACUUUCAGGACAUGGCCCAGGAGGAAGGAGAGGAACCACUGCACAUGGUCAAAUGUGCACAUACCAUGGUCAAAGGUCUCCAAAGCCGCUGAGAGAUCCAGCAGAACCAGGAAAGAGCUUUUCCCCCCUUGGUCUCUAGCCCAUCGGAGAUCAUCAAGCGGCGCAACCAGGGCAGUUUCCGUCCCAUGAUGAGGCCUGAAUCCCAAUUGGAAGGAUAAUGGUGGCAGAAGCUUUCCUGGUCCUGCCCCUCCAAAAGCUCCAGGCCCAAGACUUUCAUUAGCUUUCAAGGGGCCAUCGGAGAUGCUGGAAGGAGGUGUGCAGGACACCAUCCAAUUGUCUUAGAGAGUCCAUUCUGGAUUUGUGUAGGUUCCCCCCCAUAGCCUUCUCUUCUCCUGAAGAUAACUCACAAGGCAGUGAAGGUUUAGGAUCAGAGCUUUCCUUCUCGAUGGGCUUCCUUCCCCGGUUGACAAUCACAUCUGCCCUUCACUUUCCUCUGCAGCAUGGGCGGAAUCUGCCUUUUUGACUGUGGGAUUCACUGUUGUUCUCCUCCUCUCCAUCCACCAGGGUCUGCCUUCACCUGCACCAGAAUUCCCCAACCCACCAAGCGUUUGAGACCCAUCAGGUAUCCUCACCUGGUUUAGCCGGCCCGUUGAAGCUGUUGCUUGGAUCGCUGCCUCUGUUGCAUUCUGGCAGCUUCUGGAAGCCACAGGUGAGAGCUGAGUGCAGGGUGGGGACCAAUGGUGGAAAAAUUACCCCACAAGGUGGACUACAUGUCGCCCACCAAAGGUACUACCGCUCCCCUAACACCCCAAGCCAUCCUAUAAUUAUGAUAUUUAAGACAGAUCAGGAAUAAAUUUAUUUCUCAAGAAACAACAUAACUUCAGGCUCUUAAUGACUCAAUACUACAUAUUCAAGGAUGAAGUUUCCAUUAAAUACAGUUAUCUAUUUGCCUUUAGUAUUCAGAUUUGUAAGUGUCAUUUUAGGAUAGUCCUGAUUCAGGAGACAGGCACAAGAUGAGGCUGCACCUCAUUAUUAUACGGAGCAAUGGGGGUGGGUUUUUCCGUCUGGGAUUCCCAUGCGCCAGCUGCUUUCCUUCUGCUUCUCCUUCUCUUUCCAUGCAAUGCAAGGCAUCUAGACGGAGGUCCAUCUCCAAGAACAGGAGCUUCCCUGAGCACCCAUUCAGCUGACCCAAAGCACCAAGACUUGUCACUAGUUCUCUGACUAACCCAGACCACAGUCCCUGGAAAAGGCAUAGACCUAGGUCUCACAUAAUAGUCCAUAUGGACCUCCUGAGGCCAAUGGGACUGUGCAGGUGAUUCAUUAAGAGACAGAGGUGGAUGGAGGAUUAUGUUGCAGAGGAUGGGAAAUGUCCAAAGGAACGAUGGACCAGAGAAAGAGAGGGCCUUUACAUCGACAGAGAGCAGCUGCAUUUCCUGUGAGGAAACAAUUGGUUGGAAAAGUCUGUAUUCCAAUAUCAUGCUGCUUUAUCAUGCUGCUGAUUGAGGAUUAUGAAAGGUUGCUGAUGCAUUGCUAUCAUUUGAUGACAUUGCAUUUUCAUUUCCUAAAAAUUUGGAACAAGGGUAGGAUGCGGGAAAUGUAGGAUAUGUUGAAAUAUGAGGUGGUGCUAAUGGCAUCUGAUGUGCUCUCUUUUCCUUUGUUCUCUUCCUUGAAACCCAAACAGGAUUUCCUUUCCUCCCACUCUGAAGAAGGUGAAGGAGAAGACAGUCAAAACUUCAGGGGAUCGGGCACCUUCAGUUUAAUUAGGAAGAGAAAUUAAAAUGUGCCAAAUGUGGAAUAUGCUUCACUGAAUGAGCAUACAUAGCACACAUAAACCAUUUAAAUGUAUGGAGUGCGGAAAGAGCUUCAGUUUCAAUGGAAGCCUUAGAACACAUCAACUGACUCACACGGGUGAAAAACCUUUUAAAUGCAUGGAGUGCGGAAAGAGCUUUAGUGAAAAUGGAGACCUUAGAAUACACCAACGGACUCACACAGGGGAGAAACCAUAUAAGUGUAUGGAGUGCGGAAAGGGUUUCAGUCGGAGUGGAAAUCUUAAACGGCACAAACGGACUCACACGGGUGAAAAACCUUUUAAAUGCAUAGAGUGUGGAAAGAGCUUCAAUCAGAGUGAACACUUCAAUAUUCAUCUACAAAGUCACACAGGGGAGAAACCCUAUAAAUGUAUGGAGUGCGGAAAGAGCUUCAGUCAAAGUGGAGAACUUAGAACACAUCAACGUACUCACACAGGGGAAAAACCAUUUAAAUGUAUGGAGUGCGGAAAGAGCUUCAGUCAGAAUGCAAACCUUAGAAGCCAUCAACGGACUCACACAGGGGAGAAACCAUAUAAUUGUAUGAGGUGCGGAAAGAGCUUUAGUGAAAAUGGAAAACUUCGAAUACAUCAACAGACUCACACAGGGGGAAAACCAUUGAAAUGUACGGAGUGCGGAAAGAGCUUUAGUUUCAAUUCAACCCUUAGAAUGCAUCAACGGACUCACACAGGGGAGAAACCAUAUGAAUGUAUGGAGUGUGGAAAGCACUUCAGUCAGAAUGCACACCUCAAUAUACAUCAACGGACUCACACAGGGGAGAAACAAUAUAAAUGUAUGGAGUGUGAAAAGAGCUUCAGUCGGAAUGGAAACCUUAGAAGCCAUCAACGGAUUCACACGGGUGAAAAACCAUAUGAAUGCAUGGAGUGUGGAAAGAGCUUUAAUUUCAAUGCAUCCCUUAGAACACAUCAACGGACUCACACAGGGGAGAAACCAUUUAAAUGUAUGGAGUGCGGAAAGAGCUUCAGCCAGAGUGGUCACCUCAGUAUUCAUCUACGGACUCACACAGGGGAGAAACCAUUUAAAUGUGUGGAGUGCGGAAAGAGCUUUCAUCAUAAUGGAAACUUUAGAAGACAUCAAUGGAAUCACACAAGGGAGAAACCAUUUGAAUGCCUGGAGUGUGGGAAGAGCUUCAGUGAAAGUGGAAAUCUUAGAAAACAUCAGCAGACACACAUGGGAGAAACCAUUUAA